AUGGAUACGGGAGAUAUUCUACCCAUCCUCUUUUACUACGAAGUCUACCAGAGAGAAGCAGAAAGAAGCAAAUACGGACAACGACGACGACGACGAAGCCAGCAGCAGCAGCAGCAUGACGAAGAGAGCAACCUCUCCACCUCAAGGCGAAAUCAACAGCAAAUCUGGAUCUCUUGGCGAUUCAGGGAUGGACUCAGAAAGGAUAUCUCGAAGCAGCAGAAGAAGCAAAGAGACCAGAGACCAGAGACUCAGAGACUCGGAGGCCUGUCCUCUCCCCCCUGCUCCAGCGUCUCUCAAGCACCAUCAUCAGCAUCAUCAGCACCAGCAUCAACACCAGCAUCAGCAUCCCUCCCUCCCUGUCCGCGCUGUCCGGUCCUCAUUGGAUCAAUGCAUGGGGCUUUUGUGGACUGUGGAUUCCAGAAGCCUUCCAUGGGAUUUCCGCUUUUGGCCGUAGCUAGGCCAGCUUCUUUGGCCUCUCAACGAAACAAAAAGCAAGCAUAA
Messenger RNA from Trichophyton verrucosum HKI 0517, 501 nucleotides. RefSeq lists its product as uncharacterized. The record is from RefSeq and is a predicted model, not a curated record. The transcript has 2 exons. Bases 1 to 501 code for a protein of 166 amino acids. Lineage: Eukaryota; Fungi; Ascomycota; Eurotiomycetes; Onygenales; Arthrodermataceae.